CGGCGUGCGGCCCAGCUGCGGUGUUAAUGGCGGCGGCUGAUACCGCCGCUGAGCUGUGACCAUCAGCGCGCUCCCGGCCGGCCGGCGUGGCGUCAUCAUGUCCGUGGUGCCGCCCAACCGCUCGCAGACCGGCUGGCCCCGUGGGGUCAACCAGUUCGGCAACAAGUACAUCCAGCAGACUAAGCCGCUCACGCUGGAACGCACCAUCAACCUGUAUCCACUUACAAAUUAUACAUUUGGUACAAAGGAGCCGCUUUAUGAGAAGGACAGUUCAGUGGCAGCUCGGUUUCAGCGCAUGAGGGAAGAAUUUGACAAGAUUGGAAUGAGGCGGACAGUAGAGGGUGUUCUGAUUGUACAUGAGCACAGGCUGCCCCAUGUAUUACUACUGCAGCUGGGUACAACAUUCUUCAAACUGCCUGGUGGUGAACUAAAUCCAGGAGAAGAUGAGGUAGAAGGGCUCAAGCGUUUAAUGACAGAGAUCUUGGGGCGUCAAGAUGGAGUUCAGCAAGACUGGGUGAUUGAUGACUGUAUUGGUAACUGGUGGAGACCAAAUUUUGAACCUCCACAGUAUCCGUAUAUUCCAGCUCAUAUUACAAAACCUAAAGAGCACAAAAAGCUCUUUUUGGUUCAGCUUCAAGAAAAGGCUUUGUUUGCAGUCCCCAAAAAUUACAAACUCGUGGCUGCACCUUUGUUUGAACUUUAUGACAAUGCACCAGGCUAUGGACCCAUAAUUUCCAGCCUUCCUCAACUUUUAAGCAGGUUCAAUUUUAUUUACAACUGAAUUCCAUUCUAUCUGAAGAGUGUGGUAGAAGAAGCCGUCUCUGUGAGCACAGCUUUAAGAUGUAGAGGAAAGAAUACAUGUGAUGCAAGGAUUUUUUUUAUGUCUCUCUCUCUUUUCUUUCCCCCCCUGCUCUCCUCCCCUUUUUGCCCUCUCCCCUACCCACCUUUAAUGUCACAACAUUUUCUAUUGUAAGAACAGAAGUGAAUCUCGACUGUUUAGAUAGUGGGAUGGCAAAUGUAAUUCAGUGUUUUAAUCCAUUUUCAUUGUAAUAUUCACCUGACUUUUUUUUUCUACAACAUUAAACAAAAAUGGAUACGU
Messenger RNA from Alligator mississippiensis (American alligator), 1099 nucleotides. It is a transcript of the gene NUDT21, whose product is annotated as nudix hydrolase 21. The transcript has 7 exons. Lineage: Eukaryota; Metazoa; Chordata; Crocodylia; Alligatoridae. The record is from RefSeq and is a predicted model, not a curated record. The coding region runs from base 98 to 781 and encodes 227 amino acids. Gene Ontology annotation, cellular component: mRNA cleavage factor complex. Gene Ontology annotation, molecular function: mRNA binding.